AUGACCGAUGCUGCUGAAUCGCGAUUUGCAAUCAAGUCGGGCGUGAAGCUACAAGGCGAUCGCUGCGUGUUGGUUUCAAGCUAUGGGAAAAUGAAGCGGCCACUGGCACUGGAUCAAGCGCAACAAAGUCAAUCAUCCGUGAUAGGCUUGUUUUCAAGGGACCAUGUGGGAGCAAUACCUUCUAUUCGUACUGGAUUCAAUACAGAGAUGAGACGAUUCUUGUCAACGGUGGGGUUACACAAAGCUUUUCAUAUAGAAGCAACAACAAAUCCAAUACUCAGCAUUGUGUUGUCUGGAAGAUGCAUGGAUGAUGAAGAUUAUGGCGAUUGGAUUGUAUACACUGGCACUGACAACAACGACGACGAUGAUGAUGGCGAGCAAACGCAUGACCAAAGACUCGAAGGAUACAACCUGAUGCUGGCAAAAUGCUGUGCUGCUCCCAUCAACGCAAAGCGAGGUAGUCAUGCACAUGAAUAUUGGCUGCAAGGUACACCUAUUCGUGUCAUUCGUGGAUCGGGAUCAGUGCGUCUUCUUGGAUCUAGCCAGACGUAUAUGCCGUGCAGAGGGUUUCGUUACGAUGGUAUUUACAAGGUGGUUCAGUACAAGCCAAGAAGAGGACUUCAGGGGAACAUAGUAUGGCAAUUUGCAUUGCGGCGUUGUGAUCCAUCACCAGCACCUUGGACAAAGAAAGAUAAGUAG
Molecule: messenger RNA, 699 nt
Organism: Lichtheimia ornata
Lineage: Eukaryota; Fungi; Mucoromycota; Mucoromycetes; Mucorales; Lichtheimiaceae
Exons: 2
Coding region: 1-699 (232 amino acids)
Biological process (GO): protein ubiquitination; negative regulation of gene expression via chromosomal CpG island methylation
Molecular function (GO): ubiquitin protein ligase activity
Source: RefSeq, a predicted model, not a curated record